UCUAACCCCGGCUCUCCCCGAUGUGAUCCGCGCUGAACGCCGCCGCCGCCAGCCACCAUGUCUCGCCGCAAGCAAGGCAAACCCCAGCACUUAAGCAAACGGGAUUUUUCGCCAGCCGAGCCCCUCUCCACGGCCGUCGUCUCGUCGGAGGAGCUGUCGGAGCGCUGCUCGGAGCACUCGGAGGAGAGUGGCAGCCUCAACGGGCACCGCCCGGGCUCGACCGUGGGCCGGCUGGCCCGGCUGGGUCACGACGCUCACCCCUCUCUGGAGCAGGACCUCCUGACCUGCGGCCAGUGCCAGGCCACCUUCCCCCUGGCGGACAUCCUGCUCUUCAUCGAGCACAAGAGGAAGAGAUGCCACGGGCCGCCGUGCCUGGCCGUGGGCCGGGGGCUGGACAAGCCACCCUCGCCCUCCCCCGGCCUGGCCCUCACCCCGUCCCCUGCCCUGGGUUCCCUGCGCAGUCGGAGGCCCGUGGAAGUGGGCGUCCAGGCCACGCUGGCAGACGACGACGAUGACCGGCUCUCGUCGCCCCGGGGGAUUUGCCCCAAACAGGAGCCCCUCCCAGGUAAGGAGGAGCCGACCACCUACACCUGCACUACAUGUAAGCAGUCGUAUGGCAGCGCCUGGUUCCUGCUGCAGCACGCUCAGAACACCCACGGCUUCCGCAUCUACCUAGAAAGUGAACACGGAAGCCCUCUCACACCACGCAUGGGUGGACCUUCCUCUCUCGGCGGGGGCGCAGACUGCCCCUCUCAGCCUCCCCUUCAUGGCCUCCAUUUGCCUCCCGACGCAAGCCCCUUCAACCUCUUACGCAUCCCUGGCUCGGGCUCAGGUGGACGGGACAGCGUCGGAGCAGGGGGUGUCGGCCCUCCUGGCAUGGCUGGUGGGGGCCAUCAUCAGCGUUUCCCUCCCACGCCGCCCCUGUUCAGCCCCCCACCAAGGAACCACUUGGACCCCCAUCACCUGAGCCCAGAGGAGCUGGCGCUGGCAGCCCACCACCCGAGUGCCUUUGACAGGGUGCUGCGCCUCAAUCCUCCUCUGCCCCUGGACCCCCCUCCAACAAUGGACUUCUCACGGCGGCUACGGGAGCUGGCGGGCAACACCUCAGGGUCCACUCCCCCACUAUCCCCCAGCCGGCCUAGCCCCAUGCAGCGUUUGCUUCAGCCAUUCCAGACAGGAGGAGGAAGUGGAGGAACAGGAGGCGCAGGGGGCAGCAAACCUCCAUAUCUUGCUACCCCACCCCCUCUUCCUGGCUCCAUGCAGUCACCUGUGGGCUCUCAGACCACUCCCACUACCCCACUCCCCUCAGCAGGGGCGCCACCCUCCUCCACCACCCCAUUGAAAUCAAAGUGUUGUGAGUUUUGCGGCAAGGCCUUCAAGUUUCAGAGUAAUCUAAUAGUGCACCGGCGCAGCCACACGGGCGAGAAGCCGUACAAAUGUCAUCUGUGUGAUCACGCUUGUACGCAGGCUAGCAAACUGAAGCGUCACAUGAAGACGCACAUGCACAAAUCCUCCUCACCGAACACGGGCAAGUCAGAAGACGGGCUCUCAACAGCCUCCUCUCCAGAGCCUGGCACCAGCGAGCACAUGGGCAGCGCAAGCAACGCCCUAAAGUCAGUGGUGGCCAAGCUGAAGAGUGAAAAUGACCGCAUGCUGCGUGAGAAUGGUGAGGAGGAGGAGGAGGAAGAGGAGGAAGAGGAAGAGGAAGAGGAGGAGGAAGAGGAGGAGGAGGAGGAGGAAGAGGAGGGAGAGGAGGAAGAAGAGCAAAACGCAGACAGGGCAGCCAGAAGGACCAACAACAGCUAUCACUUUGGUCUGAACCUUGAGACGGCGCGCCAGCACGAAAACAACGGCGGCAUCGGAAGCCGGCUGGGAGGUCUGGCUGACGAGGGGUCUAUCCCACGGUCGCUGCCCGAGGUGAUGCAGGGGAUGGGUCUGGCUGCCAGCAUGCAGCACUUCAGUGAAGCCCUAAACGCGCACAAACGGAAUGCCAUGGCCCAGGAGAACCACCUGCACCACCACCUCAACCGAGACCACCACCACCACAAUCGCGAGAUGUGUGAUGGGGACUCUGUCCUGGAGACAGAUCGUGUGGAGGAGGGCUCCGUCUCAACAGUGAAUGGGCGGGGAGCCUCCCCUAAUGAAAAUGCCUCCGUCGGCCUCUCUAAGAAACUGCUUCUGGGUAGCCCCAGUCCACUCAGUCCUUUCUCCAAACGCAUCAAGCUGGAAAAGGAAUUUGACCUGCCCACUCCCACAAUCCCUAACACGGAGAACGUCUACUCCCAGUGGCUGGCCGGCUAUGCCGCCUCCCGACAACUCAAGGACCCUUUUCUGAACUUUGGGGAUUCCAGACAAUCGCCGUUCGCCUCUUCGUCUGAGCAUUCGUCAGAGAAUGGCAGUCUGCGUUUCUCGACCCCUCCGGGGGAACUGGAUGGUGGGAUGUCGGGCCGCAGUGGCACAGGCAGUGGGGGCAGCACUCCACACCUCGGGGGUCCUGGUCGGCCCAGCUCCAAGGACGGCCGCAGGAGUGAUACUUGCGAGUUUUGCGGCAAGGUGUUCAAGAACUGCAGUAACCUGACAGUGCAUCGGCGCAGCCACACGGGGGAGAGACCGUACAAAUGUGAGCUGUGCAAUUAUGCUUGUGCCCAGAGUUCCAAACUCACACGCCAUAUGAAGACCCACGGUCAGGUGGGCAAAGACGUGUACAAGUGUGAAAUUUGUCAGAUGCCCUUCAGUGUCUACAGCACCUUGGAGAAACACAUGAAAAAAUGGCACAGUGACCGUCCUUUGAGUACCGAAAUAAAGUCAGAGUAGAAGGCCGAACUAUGGGACCUUCCCCCCUCCCACAGCUAUGUCCGCCAUUAGUCCCCUGUUUAUUCCCAGCUCCUUGUAGAUUUGCCCCAACCCCAACACUCCACUUUCGCCAAUCUGGUGGAAGCUUAAGACCAUGUGCUCUGCACCAGCACACCCCGUUUCCAUUACCCAUUGAAUGCAUGAUCUGUAUCGGGGCAAUACUCUUGCAUUGACGCAAAACUUCGAGCCUUUCUCUUGUGCAAUAAUUUACAUGUUGUGUACAAUUUUUUUGAGUU
Seriola dumerili (greater amberjack) is the source of this 3089-nucleotide messenger RNA. It is a transcript of the gene bcl11aa, whose product is annotated as B-cell lymphoma/leukemia 11A-like. The transcript has 3 exons. Gene Ontology annotation, biological process: negative regulation of dendrite development; regulation of transcription by RNA polymerase II. Gene Ontology annotation, cellular component: nucleus. Lineage: Eukaryota; Metazoa; Chordata; Actinopteri; Carangiformes; Carangidae. Gene Ontology annotation, molecular function: RNA polymerase II cis-regulatory region sequence-specific DNA binding; DNA-binding transcription factor activity. Bases 58 to 2814 code for a protein of 918 amino acids. The record is from RefSeq and is a predicted model, not a curated record.